Molecule: messenger RNA, 2281 nt
Organism: Pygoscelis adeliae (Adelie penguin)
Lineage: Eukaryota; Metazoa; Chordata; Aves; Sphenisciformes; Spheniscidae
Gene: PP2D1
Product: protein phosphatase 2C-like domain containing 1
Exons: 2
Coding region: 1-2274 (757 amino acids)
Biological process (GO): protein dephosphorylation
Molecular function (GO): protein serine/threonine phosphatase activity
Source: RefSeq, a predicted model, not a curated record
AUGACAUGGGAGGAAACAUCUCAGGACAAAACAAACCCACCUGAUUUUGAACUUUCCAGAGAUGAGGAAGAUUACCUGGAGAAAGUCACAAUUACACGUGAGAACGAUGAUUCCAAGCGCAUUUCAAUUUUUUGCUCUGCAUGUCAACAAACAAUAUAUCCAUACCACCUUCUUUAUCAUAAAAAAACCCACAAAGCCCUAACUUUGCUGGGCUUUGCUAGCCCACAAAGAAAGACUGACAACAAAACACUUUUGGCUCAGAGACAGAAACUAAUUUCAGAAUUGACCAAGAUUCCUAAAUAUUCUGAGACACAUAGGCAGAAAAUUGAUUAUUCAUUUGAAUUCCUUAUGGAUAAUCACACUCCUACAUCAUAUUGUGAUCUUGCUAAUAUUAACAAUCCCAGCACUUUUAAGGAAGUAAAUAAUUCUUUAAUAAAAGCAUUAGCAAUUUGCCAAGAUAAAAAUUCCGCAUGGCAGGGAGACACGGAAGACAGAUUCAUUGUGCUCAACAACUAUGGAAAUAAGUCAGAUACGUGUUUUCUGGGGUUAGUUGAUGGCUCUCACGGCGUGGCAGCUGCAGAAACAGUUGCAGCAGAGCUUCCGCUUUUAUUUCUUGACCAGCUUGCUCAAAUGGAUUCCUCCUACAAAAAGAGUAAGGAUGAACAGCAAAUUCUAGAUUCUUUCGCCACAGUAAUCAAGGCAGAUUACAGGGAAAAAGAGAAGAUUUUCUCCGAGAAACCAGGCAAUGACGAGACCGACAAGACCAAUACUUAUGAAUGGAUUCACAAAGCGUAUGCCAAGUCCUUUUGGAGAAUGGAUAGACUCUUACGACUGGGAAGGAAUGAGGUUUCCAAAGUUCGCUGGAGUGGCUGUUCAGUGGUUACCUGUUUGGUGGAAAGAACCCCCAGCGAAGAGACAGAUGGCACCGAGGAAGAAGAAAGAAAACGUUCUGAAAACGCCACACACAGUCCAUCAGCAGGGACAGCCAAAGGCGUUGCUGGGUUACUGCACAUUGCUAAUAUAGGUAAUGCACAUGCAGUCUUAUGUAAAAAUGGAAAGAGUCACUGCCUCUCAAAAGAGCACAGCACUUCUAACGUAAGCGAGAGAGAACGCAUACUUCAGAAUGGUGGAAACAUCAGCAUUAAUGAACCAGACGGAUUAGUAGAGGGGUACCUGAGAACUACAAGGGGUCUUGGACAUCACGGAGAUCCAGUACUGAAAAGAUCUGUUAUACCUGUACCUCAUACUGUAUCUGUCCCUAUUGAUGAUACUUGUCAGUUUCUUAUUUUAGCUUCUAAUGGGCUUUGGGAGGUUUUGGAUUACAAUGAAGUACUUGCAUUAACUUUAACAACAUUCACUCGUUAUUUGAGAAUGUAUGAAAGUGUUCAACAAAACGGAACUUCUCCAUAUGUGUGUCAGUAUUUGAUGCCCCUCACUGAAGACAACUUAAAUGACUCAAAGGCUAUUAAAGGUCUGCAAAAUGGAAUAGAGACACUGUAUUCCAAUACGGACAUUUUUCUCACUGACUCAAAAGGCAACCUGAAACAAAAUAAGCCAAAAUGUUCUAGGAGGAACUAUUUGCAAAGUGAAGAUGGAGUUCCUAAGGAAACUGAUGACCACAAAAAUCAAGCUGAUCCAGAACUGUCUGUUUUCAGUAACAAUGAAGUAAAUUCACAGAACAGAGAAAUAAGAGAUUCUGACUCUAGCACAAAAGGUAGCUCUGAAGAACUGAAACAGUUUCAGGACAGAAAAGUUUAUCUAUGUAACAGUUUUCAGCCACAGUCACAGACUGCAGUGCAAGAAGAAACAGACACUGACACUUUCUGUGAGAGAGGUCCAAGUUGCACCCAUAAACAGCUGCCGGAGAAUGUACUGGCAAUAGGGUCUAAAGACAUGAAACAGCUCACAAAAGAUACAAAAGCUUGCCUAUCUAAUUAUGACUCAGGUCUACAAGUUGCAGAAAAAAUAGACUCCAAGAUAUUUUGUGACAAACUUGCCAGUUAUGCUGGUCAAGAACUGCUAAAGACUGUAUCACCAGUGGGUUCUAAACCACUACCACAGUUUGAAGAGGACACAAAAAUGUACCCGUCCAAUUGCAAAUCACAAACUGCAGGAAGAGGCAGAGUCACGGCUGAGACACUCUACGACAACGCAGCAAGCUACGUUAGCGAACAGCUGGUAAAGACUGCAUUAGCUGCAGGUUCAAGAGAUAUUACUAUUUUGAUUGUACUUCUAAAUGGAUGCAAUAAGAUACCAAAUUACCUUAAUAUUUAAAAAUUUA